AUGGUCGUACAGGUCUUCGCUCUUCUAUGGCUUCGAACCACAAUGAACUACCAGUAUCGAUAUGGCGGGAGCAUGAAACAGGCGCUGCUGCAUCUCUACAGGGAAGGAGGGAUCCCAAGACUGUUCCUGAAGCUUAAAAUUAUUUGGACGAAAUCAGACGAUGCACCUUUCAAUGUUUUCAGGAAUGCAGUCAUCGGUGAACGAGAAAAACCUGGAUUGCUGGCGUCGAUUGUAGCAGAUACGUUUUCAAAUCCUGCAAGGGUAAUCAAAACAUACAAACAGGUGCUGGCGCAAGGAGGCUUCCAAGGAUUUUUCACUCGGGGGCUGGGAACGAAGGCAAGCUUGUUUGGGAAACACAUAUUUCUGACAUCUCUUCAAAAGUCAAUGUUUUUCAACAUCACCUGGGAGCUCUUCCAAGAGAAAUACAAACUUCUAAGAUCUGCCUAG
This is a messenger RNA of Guillardia theta CCMP2712, 447 nucleotides long. RefSeq lists its product as hypothetical. The transcript is spliced from 7 exons. Lineage: Eukaryota; Cryptophyceae; Pyrenomonadales; Geminigeraceae. The record is from RefSeq and is a predicted model, not a curated record. The coding region runs from base 1 to 447 and encodes 148 amino acids.